Molecule: messenger RNA, 1364 nt
Organism: Camponotus floridanus (Florida carpenter ant)
Lineage: Eukaryota; Metazoa; Arthropoda; Insecta; Hymenoptera; Formicidae
Product: Golgi to ER traffic protein 4 homolog
Exons: 7
Coding region: 213-1172 (319 amino acids)
Biological process (GO): protein insertion into ER membrane
Cellular component (GO): BAT3 complex; cytosol
Molecular function (GO): protein binding
Source: RefSeq, a predicted model, not a curated record
AAAAACGAUGAUUGUCCAUUUUACGAUACGUCGUGAUUUCAUCGAAUCGAGUAGGCGUAAGAUUUUCCAAUCGCACUUUAUACGCACAUGCAUAAUAAAUCUCGUCGUAAACCAUACGCUUUCGAAAAUUUAAAUUACGCAUGUAAGUCGCGCGGUAUCGCUGAUGCCAACCGUGUAUACGUACAGUCCCGAGACUCCCAAAUAGUGUAAACAUGGCCUCGCGGUAUAAUCACGGUGUUCAGCGAGUUUUGGCGAAAUUAGAAGCGUCGAUAAACUCGGAAAAUUAUUAUGAGGCUCAUCAGAUGUACAGAACUUUGUAUUUCAGAUACCUCAGCCAGAGAAAAUACUCGGAACUUUUGGAAUUGCUAUACAAUGGGUCGAUGCUUUUGUUACAGCACGAACAGCAUGCAAGUGGAGCCGACUUAGGAAUCUUAUUUAUCAAUGUUUUAACGCAAUCCGGAACGAAACCCACACAAAGCUUCUUCGAGAAGAUCACGAGUUUGUUUAGUUUAAUGAGCCCUGCAUCGCCAGAAAGGGAAGCAUUUGUGCAAUUGGCGCUUAAAUGGAGCGUAAAGAGUGCAGUUUCUAAUAAAACUGGUCAUCCUGAUUUGCAUCAGAAAAUAGCUCAAGUCUUUUGGAGAGAAAAGAAUUACAUAAUGGCAAGGCAACACUUUAUACAUAGUAGAGAUGGCUCUGGAUGUGCAGCAAUGUUAGUCGAACUUCACGAGCAACGUGGAUACACGAAUGAAAUAGACCUCUUUAUAGCUCAAGCAGUCUUACAAUAUCUUUGUCUACAAAACAAAGCAACGGCACAAGAGGCCUUUAAUUCUUAUACUUUGAGGCAUCCAAAAAUAAAUAGCGGCCCUCCGUAUCUUCUUCCUUUAUUAAAUUUUUUAUUUUUUCUACUGAAAACUAUUGACAGUGGUAAACUAGCAGUGUUUACAAUUCUUUGUGAACAGUACCAGAUAUCUUUAAAUAGAGAUCCGUAUUACCGACAGUACUUAGAUAAAAUAGGCCAACUUUUUUUCAAUAUUCCACCUCCGCGUCCACGUAAUCAAGGAUUAUUUGGUUCGAUAUUACAAUCUUUCUUCAAUGGCCUGGAGGAUGACGAAUCAGAUGAAGAACAACGAAAUACAGCUUCAACUUCACAUGCUGCGCAAGAACUUGAUUGAUUAAAGUGGUGGCUAUAGCAGCGAUAGCGUGAUUAUGAGGCCCGCCUUGAAGACCUGGAAAGACUGCCUGAUUAAUUUUACUUUCUAAGUCAUACAUAAUCUGCUUGCCAUCCUUCGUGACACUUCGAACACCCUUUCGGUAGAAAAUAACACCAGCGCGCGGACCUCUGCACAAAGAAGAUAUGUCUCGCU